Messenger RNA from Lactuca sativa (garden lettuce), 585 nucleotides. The record is from RefSeq and is a predicted model, not a curated record. NCBI's taxonomy places the organism in Eukaryota, Viridiplantae, Streptophyta, Magnoliopsida, Asterales, Asteraceae.
AUGGAGAAUGUAGCAGCUGACCACUUGUCAAGACUGGAGAACCCGCAAUUGCAAGAAGAUAAAGAUGGAGACGACUUCCCGGACGAGUAUAUUAUGGUGACCGUGGGAGAGGAGCCAUGGUUAGUUUAUGGAAAGCAAUGCCAUUUACUGGUGGAGCUAGAACACAAGGCGUUUUGGGCUUUGAAGAGUUAUAACUUCAACAUGGAAGAACUAAAGAGCAACUGGUUGAUGCAAAUGAAUGCUCUUGAAGAGCUAAGGAAUGAUGCAUACUCUAGUUCAUGGCUUUAUAAAGAGAAGACCAAGAUGUGGCAUGACAAAAGGAUUAAAGAUAAAGAAAUUCAUGAAGGCCAAAAAGUGUUGCUCUUCAACUCAAGACUAAAGCUUUUCUCGGGAAAACUCAAGUCAAGGUGGGAUGGUCCUUUUCUAGUGAAGACGGUGUUUCCACAUGGAGCUAUAGAGCUAUUAUCAAGAUAUGGCACGCCUUUCAAGGUCAAUGGUCAUAGGGUUAAAAAGUAUGAAGACAGAGUCCCCCGGAAUGAAGGAAUGGAAGAGUUGCUGCUGCUGGAAAGGAUUGCAACCACGUAG